Molecule: messenger RNA, 2139 nt
Organism: Daucus carota subsp. sativus
Lineage: Eukaryota; Viridiplantae; Streptophyta; Magnoliopsida; Apiales; Apiaceae
Exons: 2
Coding region: 1-2139 (712 amino acids)
Source: RefSeq, a predicted model, not a curated record
AUGAGCCGAAGGAAGAACAGAUCAAAGAGAGCCCGGAAGAGUCCCCAAGGAACUCAAGAUGGGGAGGACGGCGUCACUCCCAGCAACGGGAGUCAGCCUCAGGCCACGCCUGAAGGGGAAACCCCCCCGCCUAAUCCCAUCAAGGAAUACCUGCAAAAUCUCUCAAGAGACAUGAAGACCAUGCAAGAUCAAGUAGCACGAAUGAGUAGGCGAGGAGGCAGGAAAAAGAAGACCUUCGGUGACCCCCAGAAACUUGGAGCGAGAUUUCGAUCGAGAGGUCGAGGGCUGCGGAACAAUGAGGACGAUGGAGAAUCCCGGGUCCACGACCUUAGGAGGAGUAAUCCACCUCCGUCUCUCCACGGCGAGAAUGACGGCCAUGAUGAAGAAGAACGUCUUGGAAAUUUGAAUGUGCAUGACCUCAGGAGGAUACUAAACCGCAUGGAGGAGGAAAAGAGGCUCCCCCAGGCUGUUGUUGCCCGUUCUCCCUUUACUAGGGCCAUCCUAGAGUCCCCACCGCCUGUAAACAUGAGGCACCACCCCGAACUCAUCUACAAUGGGGAAGAUGACCCGGCCUCAUACUACAUGCGAUUCAACAUGGAGAUGGAUGUCUACCAGGUCCCCAGCCUCACGCGCUGCAGGCUCUUCGCCGCCUCACUUCGAGGAUGCGCCCAACUAUGGUUUUCUAAGCUAGCUCCGGGGAUAAUAAGCUCUUGGGAAUCGAUGGGGGACCUGUUCAUCAGGCAAUUCCAGUCUUCCAUGACCUAUACACCUCCUGUGCCCACCUUAGCCAACAUCAAGCAGAGGAGCCGGGAAACCCUCUACGACUACUUUAUAAGAUUCAACGCCGAGGUCCCUUAUGUGAGAGUGGCCACUGAUGAAGGUGUAAAAAAUUUCCUAAUCGCUGGGUUGAGGAGAGGCUCAGACUUCUGGAAAGAUAUUCAGGCUCAUGAACCUACCACUCCCCAGGACCUCUAUCGGCAGGCUGGACCAUUUAAGAUUGUGGAGAGGUCCAUGGCUGAGCUGGACAAUGGGAGCCCUCCUCCCCGCGAUAACUACAAGUAUAAAAACCGGAAAAGAGGCAGGUCGGUGACCCCUGAAAGGAAGAGGAGGAGCCCCAGCCCUAAGAAAGAGCGGGCAAAGAAGGAGAAGACCCCCCCUAGGAACCCUACUGGGGCUCAGGGGAGGGGUCAGAAUCAAUUCACCCCGUUGGUGGCCUCGAUAGAGCACUUCUACGCCAUUAACGCUGAUAAAGGGAUCUUCAAGAAGCCUGCCCCAAUGAAUAACUGGGCAAAAAAGGAUAGGACCAAGUACUGCGCAUUCCAUGAGCAGAAUGGUCACGAUACCGCGGAUUGUCAGCAGCUGAAACAGCAAAUUGAGGAGCUCAUCAAAAAUGGGAGGCUCACCGAGUGGGUGAAAACGCAAAAGAAGAGUUAUAAUAAUGUGCCUCCGCCCCCUCAAGCUAAUGACAAUGAGACCACCAACACUGAGAAAGUGCCAAGAGCGGGGAGCAUUCACAUGAUCAUUGGCGGCCCUCAUAUUGGGGGGGGGGGGAGCAGAAAAGCCAUGGAGAGGUACGCACGGGAGGCCAAGAGCCCACCAUUGACUAAUGUCAAUCAUCUCUCCGAAAGGCCCCCCAAAAUGUUUAGGGGUGAAACCAUGAACAUUAUGUUUAGUGAGGAGGACGCAAAGUGGGUUCAUCACCCCCAUUCCGAUGCUCUAGUAGUGAAAGUAAAAAUUGGCUCCAACAAUGUGCAUAGGGUACUUGUCGACAAUGGGAGCGCAACAAAUAUCCUGUCCUACAAUGCCUUCACUAAGAUGGGACUCACGGACAAGGACUUGAACGUGACCCUCAGCGCUUUGUACGGAUUCUGCGGGACCCCUAUCGACGUGAGGGGAUUCGUCAAUCUCCCCGUGACCCUCGGGGAAGGUCCUCUCUCCACGACCCAGAUGGCCGAAUGGCUAAUCAUAAACCAGUACUCAGCCUUCAAUGCUGUGAUUGGUCGCCCCAUCUUGAAGGACAUGAGGAUAGUCACCUCCAUCUACCACAUGUCCAUGAAAUUCCCCACCCCGAAUGGCGUAGGCUGCGUCAAGGGAUGCCAAUAUGACUCUCGGGAUUGCUACAACAAGGCAAUCCGCUAA